This is a messenger RNA of Coffea eugenioides, 1023 nucleotides long. RefSeq names its product dammarenediol 12-hydroxylase-like. Gene Ontology annotation, molecular function: iron ion binding; heme binding; oxidoreductase activity, acting on paired donors, with incorporation or reduction of molecular oxygen. NCBI's taxonomy places the organism in Eukaryota, Viridiplantae, Streptophyta, Magnoliopsida, Gentianales, Rubiaceae. The record is from RefSeq and is a predicted model, not a curated record. The transcript has a single exon. Gene Ontology annotation, biological process: sterol metabolic process. The coding region runs from base 1 to 1023 and encodes 340 amino acids.
AUGGAAUUAUCACAGAUUUUUUUGCUUAUUUUGUCGCUGGUUCUUUUUGUAUAUCUGUGUAUUUGUAAGCUCAGUCUGAGAGAUAAAUCUCUUGUUGCAAUCAGCAAAUUUGCUUUUAAAAACCCCAGGCUUCCACCAGGCAGAACAGGCUGGCCUCUUGUAGGUGAAACUUUGGAGUAUUUCUCCAAAAUUCAACAGGGUGUCCUUGAAAAGUUUGUAACAGAGCGGAGGAACAAGUACUCCUCCAAGAUUUUCAGGACAUCAUUGAUAGGUUACCCCAUGGCUAUCUUAUGUGAUGCUGAGGGAAACAAAUUUCUGUUCUCUAAUGAGAAUAAAUUUGUCAAGCAUUGGUGGCCAAGCACAAUUGACAAGCUCUUUCCCAAGUCAAAUAAUAAGCCUAACACUGAGCACACAAAAGCGUUGCAUAAACUCCUGACUUUCAUUCUCAAGAAAGAUGUUUUACGAGCAUAUGUUGGUGUCAUGGAUGCAAUAAUGAAGCAGCAUUUGCAGAUCUAUGCCGAGUGCAAACUAGUGAAGAUUGGUGAUAUGGCGAAAACGUACAUAUUCAAAUUGGCAUGCAUUACAUUCUUAGGCAUCGACAAUCAGGGAAAGAUUGAUGAGCUUGAAAAGGGUAUAGAAGAGAUAGCAACUGGUCUUCAUUCAAUGCCCUUAAAUUUUCCAGGAACAGCUUUGAAUCGUGCCAUCAAAACAUCGAAGCUGAUGCGGGAAGAGUUUGAGUCAAUGAUUAGGCAAAGAAAGAUUGAUCUUUCGGUGCAUAGUUCAUCUUCAGCAAAGGACUUCGUGUCACACAUGCUUUUAGCAACAGAUGAUGGUGGCCAGUUUUACAGCGAAGCCGACAUAGCUUGCAUUUUAGUAGGUUUAUUGCAAGGUUCCUACACAACCGUUCACAACACAAUUACUAACAUCAUGAUGUAUCUUACAGAGUUUCCUGAUGUUUAUAACUCGGUCCUACGAGGUAAGACCAAUACAGCUGUUUAUGUGUUUAAUCUGGUCAUGUUUUGA